AUGAUGAAACGUCGAGUGGGUAGUUCGGAGGAGACUGUACUGGUGCGAGCGGUACGUGAUUGGCCGUCGUGGCUAUUCCAUCAUCUGCCGUUCGAUUAUGCAGUGCGAGUGGUGGAUUGCUUCGUGGUCGAGGGACAUAAGAUGCUGCUUCGUGUUGCACUGGCGAUCAUUUACAUAUGGUCCAAAAAGAGUAAACGACAUCAUGUGGAUAUGACAUCAAAAAGUGUUGAGGAACGCGCUGACGCGUUGGCGACCGAGUUUGCGGAGACAGCUUCAAAUUGUCCCGUUUCCAUACAAACA
Messenger RNA from Anisakis simplex (herring worm), 300 nucleotides. The record is from the annotation of a GenBank genome assembly. Lineage: Eukaryota; Metazoa; Nematoda; Chromadorea; Rhabditida; Anisakidae.